Messenger RNA from Saccharomycopsis crataegensis, 2148 nucleotides. It is a transcript of the gene ZRG17, whose product is annotated as Zn(2+) transporter ZRG17. Lineage: Eukaryota; Fungi; Ascomycota; Saccharomycetes; Ascoideales; Saccharomycopsidaceae. Bases 1 to 2148 code for a protein of 715 amino acids. The record is from RefSeq and is a predicted model, not a curated record. Gene Ontology annotation, biological process: monoatomic cation transport; transmembrane transport. Gene Ontology annotation, cellular component: membrane. Gene Ontology annotation, molecular function: monoatomic cation transmembrane transporter activity. The transcript has a single exon.
AUGUCUGAAGAUGCGCAAACUGAAUCUAUAAUGGUUGAUGGGAAACCCCGUCUUCAAUACGUACCAAAGUAUUCCUACCCUCAGCAAGAUAGUGCAGUGAUGGACUCACCUCAAUCAGCUUCGAGCUUUGCAUCACCAAUAUCAUCAAAUUUUGCCCAAGACCGUUCCCAUUUAUCAACACCAACCCCAGCAGGUAGAUCGAGAGUCAGUGAGCAGCUUUCAACCAUGGGGCAUAGUAGAUAUGAAUCUACUGGCUCGCCAUUGAAGUCUGAGUUCUCUGCGAAUGUCAGUAAUGGUGAAAUGCCACCUCCAGGUCGCUCAAAUUUGACCAGUGGCAGUUAUAAAUCUGGUAGACGACAACGUCCAAGAUCUUUGUACGCCGACUUAGAUUCCUAUAUUAACAAUUCUUCCCCUUCAUUAAUCGUCAAGAAAUCUCAUGAUUCUCUAAGGUCAAAUAAUGAUAGUAUAACAGGAAGUCCACAGUGUGCGCAACCGAAACAAAUUCCAUCUCUCAAUACUUUGGCGUCAUCAAAUGAACCUAUUCUUCAAUUCUCCCCGCCAUCUAAUAGUUACUCUACUAAACCUGGAAACAGAUCUAGUUUAUAUUCAAUGGGCUCUAACAAUUCCCAAAAAGCCUUACAUGUAUUAUCACCACCAUCUUUGGGCACGGGGAUAUCCAGAAGUGGCUCAAGAUCAGAAUUAGACAAUACCAGCAGCUACAAUGCUAAUGGUAGUGAGAUUUUCUAUAAUUCAAGGUCUAGCUCCCCCGUCCGUAAUGGAAGCCCCUCUAAACGAAAGGACUCCAGUUCAUCAACCACAAAUCCAUUCAAUUAUUCAUCUAUUAGUAUGACCAACCAAAAUAUUUUACAGAAACCUGCUCAUAGAAGGGGUCAUAGGUACAAACAUUCCUCUGUUUCUAUGAACCUCUUUCAAGAGCCUAAAAAGAGGGCCAAUUUAAAUAUUCCAACUUCUUUACCAAUCCCUUCAGUCACAGAAUUUUUCGAAUCGAGCACUUAUUCCCAAAAACUAAAGUUAUUUUUAUGUUGCUUCCAUUUGGCUUAUUCGUCGGUGAUUUUUUUAGCUGGCUUUCAAUAUUCUUUGGCUUGUUUAACUACAUUAUCGCAUUUAGUAUUUUUUGAUUCCAUUAAUAAUCUCUUGGUUGUUGUUGUUGAAAUUUUCAAAAAUUUUGAAGUUUGGGACAAGUCUUCUAUCAGAUUUCCUUUUGGUCUCACCAGAUUGGAGGUGCUAUUUGGAUUUGCAUUGAGUGUUUCUUUGUUUUAUGUGGGAUUUGAUUUGAUUACCCACUGUUUAGAAGAAUUUGUUGUGAGUUUAAUUGAUCAAGAUUUCAAUCACGACAACCACCACAAUCACAAUAACGAUGAGCAUAAAAAGUUGUCGGAUGGUAUAUUUUUGUUUUUGGUUUUGACAGGGAUAUUCAUCACAUUGCUUGCAAAUAAGAUUUUGUCUUUUAAUGAUAAUCCUUUUACAGAAAAUGGAGAAGCUAUUGGUGACGGGAAAUUGCAUUAUAAACGCUCAAAUCUUGAUUUAUUGGCUACCGCGGAUAAUCCAAAGAAGAAAGGUAGUCUGAAUAUUGGGAUCUUGGAAUUUCUCAGGAAGAACAGUUAUGAUAAAUUGAUUGACGGAAUCAAAUAUGUAACUGACAAUAAUACUGUUGUCAAGGAUCCAAUCAAGUUCUUGACUUUGAUAUUCUUGGGCUAUCUUUUAUUUUAUCCGUCAAUUUCCAAAUUCAGCUCUGACUUCAAAUUUAAUGAGCUCCAAACUUUUGUGAUGGCAACUUUAAUUCUUUAUUUCGCGUUCAAUAUGAUGAAGAAAUUGUCUUUGGUGAUUCUUCUAUCCUUUCCUUACGGAAACCGGAUCUUCAAGAAAAAUUCAAAUGAGAUCAAUGAUGAACUUAUAAAACUUGAUUCCUUCAAAUCAACAUUUAAGGUGAAGAAAAUCAUCAUUUCUAAAGUGAACUACCACCUCUUUGUGGUUUUGAUCAAAAUCAAAAUGGUUGGCGGUUCAGAUAAAGAUGAAUUCAGAUUACAUGCUGACGUUUCAAGGGUGGUGAAGAGAGUCUUGAUCAGAAAUGGUUUGGAAAAUGACUCUAUAAAUUUUGAUAUUACACUUGACGUUGAUAGAAUGUGA